AUGUUAAAGCAUCGAGACAACAUAUCUUAUCCACCCUUCACUUUGGAUCCAAAUGGUGUUGGCGUGACAACAUUGGGCCCAGGCGGGGCUGGGAAGGGAGGUCAACAGAUCCAAUCAUUCGAUGAUGUUGCCCCCGAUGGAGCGCCGGUGGCUGCGAAAAGGAAAAGAAACCGUGAUAUUCGUGGUAUUGAACGGUUUAAACAAGUUGUGUACAGCGAGAAGGGUCUGUCACGCUUCCACGCGAUGAUUUUACGUAACCCCAUACUCAUGUAUCCACCGGAAGGAAUAGACGACGCCAGAAAAAUCGUGUUGGCGGAGCGUAGAGGCAGAGGCAGCGAGAAGCAACGGGAGUCAGGGUCAGUACCUCGGAAUGGUGAUGACGAUGUGCUUGCCGCACUUGGCGAGAUCACCCCAUCAGGAGAUGCACUGGCAGGCUCUACAAUUCAUCUGGAGGAUGGGCUUCCACUGAGCACUGAAGGGCAUAGAGAGGGCAAUGGGACUAACACAGCAGAGCGUUGUCCCACCCUCACCAAUGGCAUAGACGUUCAAAGCACAGAAGAAAUUCAAAGAUCAAAUAAUGAAGCACUGGCGAAUUACCACCACCAACAACUAGAUACGCUCGUCGGCCUCUACUAUGAGUUCAAUCACUUAACAUUUUCGAAGCUGCCUAUGAAAGACACACUUCAGAUGCUGCGGCGCUGUGGACGCAGCUGCAUGCCGCAUGUUAUGGAAUUUGAGGAGAAGCAGCGUGCUUAUAGGAGCUCCAAAUUGGAGCAACUGCGAACUUUGGAAGCUGAGGAAAAGAGACUCAACCGUGUAACCCUAGAGUUGCAGGAGCAGAGGUUGCAGAUGGAGUUACAAGAGGUUGAAGAGGAACAAACGAUAAUAAAUGCGGUAGAGAGCAGUGAUUCUUUUUAA
This is a messenger RNA of Trypanosoma brucei brucei TREU927, 918 nucleotides long. RefSeq lists its product as hypothetical. The coding region runs from base 1 to 918 and encodes 305 amino acids. Lineage: Eukaryota; Euglenozoa; Kinetoplastea; Trypanosomatida; Trypanosomatidae. The record is from RefSeq and is a predicted model, not a curated record. The transcript has a single exon.